Cydia pomonella (codling moth) is the source of this 4459-nucleotide messenger RNA. RefSeq lists its product as uncharacterized. Bases 515 to 1339 code for a protein of 274 amino acids. The record is from RefSeq and is a predicted model, not a curated record. The transcript has a single exon. NCBI's taxonomy places the organism in Eukaryota, Metazoa, Arthropoda, Insecta, Lepidoptera, Tortricidae.
UUACAUCGUUUCCGUGCUAUUUACGAUCGUAAAAUUAAAUAUUGUGCUGUAAACUCAGUGAAAUAUAAAAAAAGUGGUGAACAAACAAUGAAAUCAUAACAUACAGUGUGGAUAAAACCUAACAACGUCUAGAAAGUACAAAAAAACAGUGAAAUACGGCGGUUGUGUUUUUUUUACUUUUACAGUGCGUUUUACGCAUAUACACCGAAGAAACAGAGAGCAAGGAGAAAAAGACAAGUACCAGAAAGGCGAAACGUGAAUAUUAACUUAAUCGUAGAUUAUUUUACAUAAAAUUUAGUGAAAAUAUCAAAUUAUCAAAAAAUAAUUAAAUAAUUUUCAAGACUACCCCAAGAAACUAACGCCAUCUGUUGAAAAUCUUUGGAAGCAAAUUGACAACUAUCGAACUAAUUGAUAUAAGGUAACGGCUAGUAUCAUCCACAAACAGCUAGUUCAAUAAAAAUCCACGAGAGGGCACCUGUAAUAUCAAAACAAACCUGAGAUUAUAUUUAAAACCAUGGAAGACAUUAUGGAUGCACUCCGUAAAAUCCAGAGCGAGCUCAACGAACAGAAGAUCACUAUCAAAGAAAGCGGAGAAAAAGUAACAGCAGCAGUAACACAAAAUAUUAACGGUAUAUUAGAUGAAAAGUUUAAAAUUUUAGAUGAAAAAUACGAAAACCUAAAAGAAAAACUGGAAAAUCAAGAAAAACGGAUUUACUACCUGGAAAAACAGGCACGAAAAAAUAAUAUUGUAAUUUUUGGUCUCGAAGAAACCGAAACAUCAUAUGAAACGUUGGAAAACAUCAUAAUCAACUUUGUAAGGGAAUAUUUUUCUUUAGAGCUAGAUCACAGAGAUAUCCAAGAAAUCAAGAGAAUUGGCAAUAAGGGAGAAAGAUAUCGACCAAUAAUUGCUACAUUUACCACACUUGGAACCAAAAUUAAAAUAUUUAAACAAAGAAAAGAGGCCCUAAAGGAUACUACGUACUAUAUAACGGAAGAUUAUCCGAAGCAAAUACUAGAGAAGAGAAAAGAGCUGCAAGAGCAGGCCAAACUUGAGAGAGAAAAAGGCAAUAUAGUUAAGAUUAAAUAUGAUAAACUUGUCGUACAAGUCAAAAACAAAACUACGAGCAACAAUAAGAUACAGCUAACAUUAUCGCCCGAAAUACCCAUACACGACGGAACAAAAGUUCAGGCCAACAAGAAAAAUAAGCACCAUACAUCAAUUAAAAGAACUUCCAGCCUGACUGAAGGAAUUGUGAAGCCAAGCAUGCUUAACUUUCUAGUAAACAAAAAUCAAAACAACAUGCCUAGCUCACAGCAAAAUACUAACGACAACUUAUAGCAACUAACGCCCCCCUCCGACAUAGAUAACAUUAAAAAAAUAACAAUUAAAACCAAACCACAUCUUCCAACCCGGCUGGUCACCGUGGAAGAUCAAGACCAUAACCCUCUAAAGAAGAGUUCCCAAUAUAUAUCAACAAUACAAGAAGUAACAGAAACACAAGAAAAAACGAAUUCUACGAAAAUAACAAAAAAUGAGAUCUACUUACUAACUUAUAACGUCCGAACAUUAUCUACUCACGAACGUUUAAUUGAACUGAGCGAAGCAAUUAAAUUAAUAAAAUACGACAUAAUCGGUUUAUCCGAAAUUAGACGUAUGGGCACCCAAAUAGAAGACCAUAAUAAUUUCAUAUUAUGCCACACGGGCCAGACACCCGGUAAAUAUGGAGUCGGAUUCAUAAUAAACAAAUCUCGCAAGGAAUGGAUUGAAAGCUUCUCUGGUAUUAGUGAUAGAGUAGCAUUAUUAAACUUAAACAUUCAAGGAAGAGUCAUAUCUAUCAUACAGGUGUAUGCACCAACUGAAGCAGCUUGCGAGGAGGAGAUAAACACCUUCUAUACGAAUGUUAACAAGGCCAUCGACCAAGCAUAUAAGGACUACUUAAUUAUGGGUGAUCUAAAUGCAAAAAUAGGACAACCACGAAAAGAAGAACGCUUAAUAAUGAAACCAAACGGCUACGGCGAAAGAAACCAGCGAGGCCAGAUGUUAAUUGACUUUGCCCUUGAACAUAAACUUGCAAUUUUAAAUACUUUCUUUCCUAAAAAACCCAACCGAAGAUGGACCUGGCGAUCACCGAACGGUAAACAUAAAAAUGAAAUAGAUUACAUACUGUCAAGUCAACCUUACCUUAUUAGAAAUAUAGAAGUUUUGAACCUAAACUUUCCAUCGGAUCACAGAGCAGUCAGAGCAACCUUAAUCUUCUCGAAACAAAAGCUAAAGCGAACAGGUUACCAUAAUAAUAGACAUUCAACACUUAAAACUGAACAAGAAAUAGCAAAUUAUAAACAAAAUAUUUUAUCUCACUUACAAGAUUUAAGUAAUUGUCAAGGGAACACAUCAGUACAAAAUUAUUAUAACAUUCUUACAAACGCUAUAUCCCAGAGCUUACAGAAUGCUCGAGUAUCUAACGAAUCUUCAAUAAGCACUCAUAAAGUUUUAAAUGAGCGCACACUAGCACUUAUCAAGAGAAGACAAGAACUACAUCGAACUAAGACCAAGACUCGGGCCACAAGAAACGAACUAUCAGCUCUCUACAAGCUAAUAAGCAAAUACAUAAAAAAAGACUAUAAAACUUACAGAUCGCAGAUGAUCGAAAAUCACUUAAAACGAGCGGGAAGCACGAAAAAAGCUUUUAAAGAAUUAAAAACGUAUAAAUGCUGGAUAGACAGUUUAAACCGAGAAGGUAAAGCCGUAAAUAAUCGAAAAGAAAUAAUAGUGGUAGCAACUGAUUUUUAUAAAUCCCUAUACAGUGACCAGGUAAAAGAGAGUACUAGCCACAUUGAUGUAAACUCUACCAUACUAAAAAAGAGUGGACAUAUAACACCAAUAUGUGAAAACGAAGUCACACAGGCAAUAAAAAGGUUAAAAGCAGAUAAAAGUCCAGGACCAGAUGGCAUUACGAAUGAAGCCAUAAAGAUCGCCCACUCAUUACUGACUCUACCCUUAACAUAUUUAUUUAAUCACAUAUUAGAAACUGCUGAAAUACCAUCACAAUGGAAAGAGUCGGAAAUAAUUUUAAUUUACAAAAAAGGAGAUUCCAAGGAUAUUACGAACUACAGACCUAUAAGUUUACUGUCCUGUAUCUACAAACUAUUCUCUACCAUCAUAAACAACAGAAUAAGUACUACACUAGAAGCAAAACAACCAAUAGAGCAAGCAGGUUUCCGAAAGGGCUUCUCUACAAUCGACCACGUACAUACGUUGGAACUAAUCAUGGAAAUGUAUCAAGAACAACAAAGAGCGCUCUAUAUCGCUUACGUCGAUUAUAAAAAGGCCUUCGAUACCGUAUCACACUCAAGUAUAUGGACUGCUCUGAAGGCUCAGGAAGUGGAGAUAGAGUACAUACAAAUAAUCAAAAAUAUUUACAAUAACAGUACAGCUAGAAUAAAACUAGAAAGUACUGGUCCUACAUUUUCUAUCGAAAGAGGAGUUAAACAAGGAGACCCGUUAUCGCCAAAAUUAUUUAUAUCUAUUCUAGAGUCAAUAAUUAAAAGACUAGAUUGGGAAAAAACAGGGCUCUAUAUUAACGGCAAACACCUAAGUCACCUUCGCUUCGCAGAUGACCUAGUGCUCUUUUCGGAAUCCAGCCUACAACUACAAAUUAUGCUUGAUUCACUGAAUGCUGCCAGUAAACAAGUAGGACUGGAAAUGAAUCUCUCCAAAACAAUGGUUAUGACAAACAGCAAAAUAAGAAAAAUAUCAGUGGACAGUGAAAAUUUGAAAUAUACAGAUAAAUACAUCUAUCUCGGAAAACAAAUCGGAUUCGACAGGAAAAAUAACGAAUUAGAAGUAGAGCGAAGAGCACAAAAUACUUGGAAUAAAUACUGGUCUUUAAGCGAAAUAUUUAAAAGCAGCAUGCCAAUUUAUAUCAAAACAAAAGUAAUGACAUCAUGCCUCCUGCCAUGCUUAACCUACGCAUGUCAAACUUGGAAGUAUACAUCGAAAAUUAAAAACAAAAUUAUUACUUGCCAACGUGGAAUAGAACGAAGCAUGCUUAACAUUAAAAAAAUUCAAAAAAUUCGUCACACAAAAAUUAGAAAUAUCACCAAAGCCAAGGAUGCCUUAACUUACGCUAAAACACAAAAAUGGAAGUGGGCAGGGCACGUAGCAAGGCUAAAGGACGAGAGAUGGACUAGCAGGGUAACGAAAUGGAAGGGCCCACUGGGAAAGCGUCGGAGAGCGAGACCUCAUGCCAGAUGGGCAGACGACAUAAUAAAAGUAGCGGGGCCCUGCUGGCCACAAAUAGCUCAGGACAGAGAAAAAUGGAAAUCUUUAGAGGAGGCCUUCACCUUCACCUAAGAGGAGGGGUUCGUGCAACAACCAAAAAAAAAAGAAAACACAUAAUAUAUAAUUCAUAUUACUUUUUAAAUUAAUCUUAGUUUUUUCUCACCUUAAAAAUGUAAU